CGUUUACUUUCAAGAUCCAAGAACGAAACUAAAGAUCCGAAGAGGAAGCCUCGAAUUGAAAAAAACACAAUAACAAAGCAAUGGCACAGCAUCAGCAUUCUCCUCAAAGGCCAAGAGAUGAGGAAAACACACGGCCACAUGAUCAAUACGGCGACGUUUUCAACGUCUCCGGAGAUGACGUGGCGAGAAAGCAAGGCGUUGGUUUCCCUCAACCCGAUCCAACGGUUGCGAAGAUGCGAUCCGUAGACACAGUUACGAUCGGGGAGGCUUUGGAGGCUACGGCUUUGUCGCUUGGUGAUAAGCCUGUCGGCCGUAAAGACGCAGCUGCGAUACAAGCGGCUGAAACUAGAGCCACAGGUGAGUUUAAGACUCGGCCCGGUGGUCUUGCCGCAGCGGCUCAGGCGGCUGCUGCUUCUAACGAACAGACGGUGUCGGAGGAAGACAAAGUGACGAUAGAAGACAUUCUCACAGAUGCCGCGGAGAGGCUUCCAGGAGACAAGGUGGUGACAAGUGAAGAUGCUGAGGCGGUGGUUGGAGCGGAACUUAGAAGCAGUUCAGAGAUGAAGACAACUCCUGGUGGUGUGGCGGAUUCCAUGUCGGCGGGGGCAAGGCUUAAUCAACACCUCUAACUCAGUUUCGCUUCCUUUGGUAUCUCUUGGGUCACUAAUGAAGACUAUGAAGUUGUACAUGAAGGAAUCAAAGAGAUGUUUUAUCUAUCAAGUGGCUCAUUUAUAAUGCUUAUAGAAACUCUCUACUCUUGGUUGCAAGAAUUUUUACUUGGUGAUUUUAAAAUGGUUAGACCAUUUGUAAACCCGAUGAUUUUAAAAUGGUCGUCCCACCUGUAACGGAUCUUUAAUGAUUAGAGAAGUUCACCUACGAUGAAAUAUGUAUCACUCGAUAGGUAUC
Messenger RNA from Camelina sativa (false flax), 906 nucleotides. RefSeq names its product responsive to abscisic acid 28 (gene RAB28). The record is from RefSeq and is a predicted model, not a curated record. NCBI's taxonomy places the organism in Eukaryota, Viridiplantae, Streptophyta, Magnoliopsida, Brassicales, Brassicaceae.